GGUGCUGUUCACGCUGUGCGUGUUCAUCAUCGGGACGGGGGGGCUCAAGGGCCAGACGAACAACGGCGAGAUCAAGGGCGAGGUCGAGCGAAUCACGAUAUUCUGCUGCCGAUGCUUCAUCUACCUGCUGAGCUUGGGGCAAUGGCUGUAUUACCACAUCAAGUACAUAUGGCGUGACGUGCGCGCCAAGUCAUUCGUCAAGUUUGCCCACAUUCCAUUCCCAGCCUAUCUAGAGAACUUCCAGGACUGUGCCAGCCUGCUCCUGACCAUCCUCCUAUUGGUCAUGCUAGGCCUGGAUCCCCUACUGCACUGCCUCGCGAAUAAGGCAGUUGAUGAAGACGACGUGAUGUUCCGGGAUGACUGCGAUGCGUCCAAAGGCAUCGGCGAAGUGUUCUCCACAGUGAGCGCCGUUGCAGCGGUCUUGUAUUUCGCACUCAUCAUUGACCUCUCGGUGUUCUCCACGAGGGUAUCCGCGUUUGUGUUGGUCUGCUACCGCGUGCUGUCCGAGGCGCUGCUGUUUCUGUUCGGACUGGCCUUCAUGAUCGUGACGUGGAGCACCGCGGUCAGCGCCCUGGACCAGGAUAACGACGACUUUGCCGGCAUCCCCGCCUCCGCCCUGUCGUUGCUGAAGAUCGCCCUGGGCAUGUACAGCGGGAAGUCGUUCGCGCUGCUGCAGGACGAGCCCGCGCUCAUGGCCGCCGUGGUGUGCUUCGUCAUCGUGAGCGUGGUGUUCCUGUCAAACCUUUUGAUCGCGCAGCUGAACUGCUCCUACCAGUCGACGUACCUGGACAUGGUCGGGUACGCCCGCCUGAACCGCGGCAAGAUCGUGACGGAGGCCAUGUCCGUGGUGACGGACAAGCGCUGGAGGGCGUUCCUCGAUUCGCUGUGCUUGGACGAGCGGUGCGAGUUCGGGGAGGGCGACAUCGGUCUGGCCGGAGGAAUCCAAAUCAAGGAGGCCGCCAACGUCAACAUCACGACGGUCGACAUGAUACGCCGCUUCGGCGGCUCCACCUCGGUGAUGGCACAGUGGCCGGAGGAUGACCUGGCGGGGAACGACGAGGAGGACCGCUUCGAGCGCAUGGAGAAGCUGAUCACGAAGGCCAUGAAGCGCAUGAACACGGGCAGCGGCAAGAAGGGGAAGAGCGGCAAGGGCUCGACUGGCGCCAGCUCUGGGCAGCAGAACACAGGCUCCGGCACCGGCAGCGGGCAGGGCGCCUCGAACAGCGAUUCCGCCAAGGGCAGCGAGCACGAGAGCGACCACUCGGACGGCGAGUGACGAGCGGGGGCGGUUGCGGCACGAAGAGGGAGAUGCGGGUGAAGUCGACGG
Messenger RNA from Prorocentrum cordatum, 1327 nucleotides. The record is from the annotation of a GenBank genome assembly. Lineage: Eukaryota; Dinophyceae; Prorocentrales; Prorocentraceae.